Molecule: messenger RNA, 3391 nt
Organism: Mauremys mutica (yellowpond turtle)
Lineage: Eukaryota; Metazoa; Chordata; Testudines; Geoemydidae
Product: glycoprotein-N-acetylgalactosamine 3-beta-galactosyltransferase 1-B-like
Exons: 4
Coding region: 165-1244 (359 amino acids)
Cellular component (GO): membrane
Molecular function (GO): N-acetylgalactosaminide beta-1,3-galactosyltransferase activity
Source: RefSeq, a predicted model, not a curated record
CAAUGUAGCGCUGGGUGAGUCCGCUGCGGAGGCGGCCGCCGUGGGGCGCCUGGGUCGGGGGCUCUGCUGCUGCCGGGGGUCCCGGGGCGGGUCCGGCCGCUCCCCGCUCUGCUCCCGCGGCCCUGGGAAGGCUGUGUGAAGCCCUCCCUGGGCAGCCGGGCAGCAUGGCACUGGGGGGCUUCAAGGGCUCCUGGCUGGCCUUCCACGUGGGCAUCGUGACCGGCUUCAUCAGCACCUUCUACCUGCUCAACGGCCUGCUCUGGCCGCGGCCCCCGGGCCUCGAGAGCCAGACGCCCGACCCUGACGUCUGGGUCGUGCAGCACCCGGCGCUCCUCAGCGCUGGCCACCCGCACCUCUCAGGGGAGGUCAGCACGACUGCGGCCGAGCUGUACAACAAGGUGCGGAUCCUGUGCUGGGUCAUGACGGGACCCAGCAACCUGGAGACCAAGGCCCGGCACGUCCAGGCCACGUGGACGCGGCACUGCAACGUGGUGCUGUUCAUGAGCUCGGUGCGGGACGACGGCUUCCCCACCGUGGGGCUGGACACCAAGGAAGGCCGGGACCAGCUGUACUGGAAAACCAUCCGGGCCUUCCAGUACGUCCACCGGCACCACCUGGAGCAGGCCGACUGGUUCCUCAAGGCGGACGAUGACACCUUCGUGGUGCUGGACAACCUGCGCUGGCUGCUGGCCAACCACACGCCCGAGGAGCCCGUCUACUUCGGGAAGCGCUUCAAGCCCUUCGCCAAGCAGGGCUACAUGAGCGGCGGGGCCGGCUACGUCCUCAGCAAGGAGGCCCUGAGGCGCUUCGUGGAGGGCUUCAGGACCCAGGUGUGCGCCCACACCUCCUCGGUGGAGGACCUGGCGCUGGGCCAGUGCAUGGAGAAGAUGGGGGUGCGGGCGGGGGACUCCCGGGACGCCGCUGGGCGAGAGACUUUCCACCCCUUUGGGCCCGAAUCCCACCUCACCGGGAAGUUCUCCAAGAGCUUCUGGUACUGGAAUUACUGCUACUAUCCCAUCGUGGAGGGCCCCCAGUGCUGCUCCGACCUGGCCGUCUCCUUCCACUACGUGAGCCCCGAGCUUAUGUACACACUGGAGUUCCUGACCUACCACCUGCGUGCCUACGGCUACCGCUACCGCUACCAGCCGCCCCUGCCGGAGAACGCCGCUCGCCUGCUGCAGCGGCAGGCCCGGCCGAAGGCGGCCAACGCCACGCUGCUGGUGCAGGGCACCAAGACGCUGUAGUGGGGCUGGGAGGAGGCGGUCGGUCCGGGAUCGGGCUCUGUGCCUGACGUGGGGCUGGCCCCCUGGGCGAGCCGUGGCCAGGAGCCACGUGGCAGCCCCUGUACUGGCUGAGAGAGGGGCUGUCUCGGUCUAGCUGCACUAACUGCCCCCCUCGCCGGUAGAGGGGCAGAGGGACCACCCCAUAGAGGGUCCCCUCCAGGGCAGGGGGAGGCCUGGGGGGAGGGGUUCAGCCUCCUGGCCCGUGUCUCCGGUGCCACGCUCCUGCCCUGGCCCCCUCCAACAGACCCGAUCCCUAGGAGGUGCCCGGAGCCCAGCCGGUGGUGACUUGGGGGAAGGGGAGGCUGGAGCUACAUUUGGUGGUGAGGGAGGGUCCUCGCUGCCUCCCCUCCCCCCACCGUCAAUAGGGCAGGGUCACAAGGCACAGGGGAGAUGAGGCAGGUGGCCACUGAGGGGCCUUUGGGGCUCUGUCUGAUGGGUGCUUCCAGGAGGGGGCGAGUCUGGCUCAGUCCAUGGAAGGCUUUAUAAUGGGGGCAGCAGCCAUCUCCCCCCCCCCCCUGCUGCCCAGGGGGGCCUGAAGGGUGUGAGGUCUGCGGAAGGCACAUGGGGGGGAAGGAAGUGGGGGGCCCUGAGGCUGAUCAGCGCCAGGCAGGACAGGUUCCCUGCACCCACUUUGUGGCUGGGGUCAGAAUCCAGAAUCUGGGUGUUUGCUCUGGUCCCCCCCCGCCCUGGGCUGAGAUGUUUGCACAGCAGGGCCUGAGCUGGAUGCUUCUUGGCCAGGGGCCUGGGCCCGGUGCUGGGUGCCAGCCGGAGCAGGGCCGCCUUCGCGCCAGAGAUGAACCCCUUCCCUCCCAGAGCCGAGUCCCCCUGCGCUCUGCAAUGUGGGGAGGACGUCAUGGCCCGAAUGCAGCUGGCUCUGUGGGACGCACGCCACAGGCGUUAUGAAAAGGUGAGGGUGACUAUGAGGUCACUGGAAUACGCUUUAUGCAUAAGGUCUCUGGUAAGGUAUCAUUACGAAGCUGAUGUCAUGGACUCCCAGGAGGUGCCCACUCUUGGCCCCGUGCGGUCCGUGGGGGGGAACCCCCUUCAGUGACACAGCUCACUCGCUCUGCACCCCCAGGGCCUCCACUCCCAGAGGGAAUAACGCCCCCUGAUCUCUAGACCGGAGCGACUCUCAGCCAGCGUAACACAGGAGGGGUUAUUGAGCAUCUGAACACAGCACAGGAAACUCUUCAGGCCUGGCCUCCCCCGGCACAGCACAUCCCAGUCUCCCCUGAAUCCAGGUGGGCUCUGCCUGCUCCCUCUCUCCAGCCCAGAACCCCCCUGCUUCCCAGCUGGGCAUCUGAGAUCACCGGCCCCAGGCACCGCCCCUGUCCAUUGGCUUCUCUCCAGGUAAACCGGGUCGCCUGGGCCUCGUCUCCCCUCUUCUGUCCUCUGGGCCCUCUGGCUGGAACCGGCUGGUUAGGUCACCAGGGGUCCUCUCUCUGCAGCCCAUUGUCCUCCCACUGGCCAGAACCGGCUGCGACUCCUGAGCUGGGUCCUCAGGCCGUCAGGUCACCAGUCGCUGGGGUCUCCAUCCUCCAGGCUAUCGGUCGGGGUCCCAAGUUCCCUCGCCGGUUCUCUGUAACAACAGACUCCCUCUCGCAUCACCUGGUUAAACCAGUAACCCCCAGGGAAACUGAGUCCCACCCUCUCUGCAUGCAAACCAUUGGAAAACCAAGAAAAUCCCCCACUACGUCACAGCUUAGAAGAAGAAGUUAUAAACUUGCAUUACUGAUGUAAACAUAUUACGUGGAAGCCAUUCCGGAUGCUUCUCUAAAUGGCUCUGUUUACUUGCAAACCUUCCUGUGUCUGUGUGGGUCAGCCCAGGAACUGUGGGGGUCUCAGGUUAUGUGACCAUGUCACGUGAUAUUAAAAUCCCCCAUAAAUCUGGUACUUCUACAUUGAGAAGGAAGGGUGGGGACCGAGAGAGUCCUGCCUUGUGCCAAAGCUAUGAAAGCGGGUGGAGCAGAGCAAAGGAGGCCAGUGGUGAGAAACCCCCUGCUUACCACCUGAGAUGCUGCUGGAACUAACAAGGCCUGUCCCGCGGAAAGGAUUGGGCCCAGACAAGGCAGGAGUCUAGUCUGUGAAAGAAGCUUAGUGGAACAUCC